AUGGGGGGGUGGAGUGAUGGGGAGUGGAAGUGGGGGGAUUUGGGUAUUUCGGCCCGAGAUGUGGAGGAGUCGGAUUUGGUUGAUAAGAUGGCGGUUUUGAGGACCCGUUUGGAGAAUUUCAAAGGGUGGCAAGAUGUAAACGACUCGGUUUGGUGGGUUCUUAGUCCGGAAAAGUUGUUUUCGGUAGCUUCGUGCUAUGAAAAUUUUGUUACUUUACGGAUGCCAUUCGGUCCCAUUAAUAGGUAUGAUGAGGCAUUAGAAAUCAUUUGGAAGAUGGAAAUCCCUUUCAAGAUCAAAGCUUUUGCUUGGAGGCUUUUUGUGAAUAGGCUCCCUACAAAAGACCUUUUAUUGUAUAGAGGUAUUAACUUUACUCCUUCUAAUUUAAAUUGUUUUUCUUGCAACACGCAUGUGGAAGACAAGGAUCACUUGUUCUUUAAGUGUGAUGUUAUUAAGGUUGUUUGGAAAGAAAUUGGUGCGUGGGUGGAUUACUCGAAUUGGAAGGAUGAUGUUAGCAUUCCGUUUUUUAUGGAAUGGAAUUCCAAGGACUAA
Molecule: messenger RNA, 549 nt
Organism: Vicia villosa (hairy vetch)
Lineage: Eukaryota; Viridiplantae; Streptophyta; Magnoliopsida; Fabales; Fabaceae
Exons: 2
Coding region: 1-549 (182 amino acids)
Source: RefSeq, a predicted model, not a curated record